Astyanax mexicanus (Mexican tetra) is the source of this 985-nucleotide messenger RNA. RefSeq names its product proteolipid protein 2a (gene plp2a). The transcript has 5 exons. The record is from RefSeq and is a predicted model, not a curated record. Gene Ontology annotation, cellular component: membrane. The coding region runs from base 337 to 795 and encodes 152 amino acids. Lineage: Eukaryota; Metazoa; Chordata; Actinopteri; Characiformes; Acestrorhamphidae.
CUUUUGUGGGCAGUGUGCCAAGUCCUGCUGGGAAAUGAAAAACAGUGUUGCGCAAUGUUUUCUUCGAAAGUCUUACAACACGCAAGUGUUUUCAGAUAGAGUUAUAGACAGUCUUCAGAGGAAGAAGUGGCAGAAGGCGGAGUUUGUGGUUGUGUUGGAGGGGAUGGAAAAAAGAAGAAACCACGUUUUAGCUCUUCUUCUCUGAGAUGUGCUUCACCUCUGUGAUUCGUCUGAUACUUUUUCACACUUUGCUCUAAGAACGUGUUUAAAGGUUUUAUAGAUUUUAGAAGAGCAGAAACAGGUUCAGUUUAUUGCUGUUUGAGACACCGUGAGAAGAUGGCAGAAGAAGCAGCACCACAAAACAACACGAUGCAGAAGAUGAUCGACUACACAACAUCUACCAGGAAGGGGGGCAUUCUAAUGGCUGAGAUUGUGCUGUCCAUCAUCGUGGUUAUAUGUUUUGCUGUAUCAGUGUUUGGAUACUAUAUCUUGGCUGGCGUGUGGGAGUUGAUCUCCACCAUCAUCAUCUUCAUCAUUUUUUCCCUGGAGCUGCAGACUACUUUCAGAUUCAUAAACUUUCAAUGGACGGAUUUCUUUAGAGCAAUCAGCAGCUGCCUGCUGUUCUUCAUCGUCUCGAUCAUAUGUGUGGCCAGUAAAUGGUCAGACACUCCACAGAUUGUUGGAGGGGUCUUUGGUUUCCUGGCAUCACUGCUCUAUGGCCACGAUACUUACCUCAUCCUCACAGAAAUUAGAGCGAGUAAAGACAGUGCGCCAGUCAUGAUUGCAUCUAUCUGAGUUCCUUACCCAAACUGAAUCAGCAGUGCAGCAGAAAUGAGGAUGGUAUAGUUUUUGUGUGAUGAGCAACGGAACAGCAGAACAGCAUCAAAUGCUCUUCACAAAAAAACCCACAACAUCUUUAAAGUGUCUUGUUUUUUUGUAUUAAAGUAAUGCUUUUGUAUUUUAAAAUAAAGUAAAUUUACUUUGA